Molecule: messenger RNA, 867 nt
Organism: Plasmodium malariae
Lineage: Eukaryota; Apicomplexa; Aconoidasida; Haemosporida; Plasmodiidae
Product: fam-l protein
Exons: 2
Coding region: 1-867 (288 amino acids)
Source: RefSeq, a predicted model, not a curated record
AUGGAAAAAUAUAUUAAGUCAUUCUUAUUUUUUAAAAUUGCUACGUUUAUACUUUUAACUUGGAUAGUCCAUUUUAACGUUGAUCAGUGUUCUUUUAGCAAAUUUUUGGAUGAAAGCUGGAAAUAUCGUAGAAAAUUUUAUAUAAAUACUUAUCGUUUACUGGCAAAAUAUAAACGAGAUAAUGCUUCAAAUGAUGUAGGAUUAAAAGAAGAAAUACCAAAUCAUACAGUUAAAGAAGAAAAAUAUGUAUGUAAUAAUGGCUGGGGGACAUCAGGAAAAAAGGUAAAGUCAUGUAAAAGUUCAUCAAUGUAUGUGGUAGGUCAUAAACCAACUAUGAAAAAUAAAUCAAAUAUAUUUGAAACAAAGAAAUAUUCUCAUCUUGAAAAAAAAAUAUUCAAAGAACUUGACUAUAUGGAUUUUCUUAAAAAUAACAGGACACUUAGUGAAAGGAUUUACUAUAAAAUAAUACGUAAAAAAUACGGAUUACGAAUAGGUUUACCUUUAUUUUUGUUCUUAUUUUUAGCAACUUCACUUAUAUUAGAUGUAACUUGUAAUAUGGGGCUUAUAAAGGAAUGGUUUAAUAUACUGAAUGCUCUUCCUAUAGGUAAAUGGUACAUGUAUUUAGAUAAAUUGUUGAGGAAUUCUCCUUAUAAAUGGUUUUUCCAGUCUAUGAAAAAAUUAGAUAAUGUGGUAAAAGGUAGAGGGUGUAAAGCUAGAAGUGAUGGAUAUAUUUAUGUCAGUACUUUUUUAGGUCUUUUUAUAUAUGUCAUACCUUUUAUUAUAUUAGGAAUAACAAUUAUAUUAGGAAUUGUAUAUUACCAUAAAAAAGUUAAAAAAUAUGAAAAAAUUAAGUUCAGGAAAAGAUAA